Linum tenue is the source of this 1698-nucleotide messenger RNA. NCBI's taxonomy places the organism in Eukaryota, Viridiplantae, Streptophyta, Magnoliopsida, Malpighiales, Linaceae. The record is from the annotation of a GenBank genome assembly.
AUGGCGGAAGCCGGAGAGAGGAAGAUGGACGGAGACAUCGUGCGCUGGGCGCUGGAAUUCGUGAUCCGGAAAAGCACCGACAGCAGUCUAGUGAAGAAACUCAUCGCAAACGUCGGUCUCCCUUUCCCCGCCGACGAUUCGCGCUUUAAGAAGACGGUGAUACUUCGCUCGUUGCAAGACGAGAUAGGUAAGGGUUCCGUCUCCGAAGACAUGCUUGAAUGGUUUGAGAUUCUAGAGGAAUUGGAUAGGAGAGAUGGAAUUGCGGUUUCGGAAUCGAUGAAACUCGCUUACUGUGCUGUGGCAGUGGAGUGUACUGUUAAGCAGAAGUUCCUGGAAGCAGUGGAUAGGAUUUGGAAGGUUAGGUUUGGGGGAUUGGAAGGGAAGAGUGAGCUGGUUACUGGGGAGGUGUUGAAGGUUCGCGGUUAUAUGGAGAAGGUGCUGAUUGAUCUGGAUUCUUGUUUGGCUGUGAUGAAGUGGAGGGACACGCAUGAAGCCUUGAAAUUGGUUGGGGAGUAUUUGAAGGAGGCCAUGGAGGCUAUGGGGCCUUCGUUUCUUGAGCUUGUGGCGAGGAAACAGUUGGGGAUCGAAUGGGGCGAGAAUCGUCGUAGUUCUGAUGGAGAAGAGCGUCUUUGUGAAGAUGGUGGGGAUGGGGGAAGGCAAAAGAGUGAAGAAAUUCUGAAGAGGAAGGAUGGGAGUUCUGGUGAAACAGGUGAUGGUUCUAAGGGUCGGGUUGAUGGUACAGGGAAUGAUGAAGAAGAAGAAGAAGAGCAACUUUGUGAGAAUGUUGGAGAUGGGGCUAAAGGGUCUCACGAUGAAGAUAUUCUGAAGAGGAAUGAUGUGGACUCUGGUAAGACAGGAGAGGUUUCUAAUGGAGAAGAACAUAUUUUUGAGGAUCUUGGAGGGGGUGAAGAUAUGUCGAAAAGGAAGGACGGGGGUUCUGAUAAGGCAGGAGAGUGUUCCAAAGGUGGGUUUGAUGGCAAAGGGAAUGAAGAAGAGCAUGUAUCUGAGAAUGCUGGAGAUGGGUCCAAGAGAGCACAUGGUGAAGAUGGUGGAAAUGAGCCAGAGGGUGAAGAUAUCCUGAAGAGGAAGAAGAGGAAGGACAGAGAUUCUGAGAAGAUAGGAGAAGAAAAUGGCAUGAAGGGGAAGAAGAGGAAGGGUGCAGCUGUUAAACCAAUGCAUCAUCUCCCUCGCCGCAGUGCACCUGCGAAGAUUGCUGAUAUGGAUGUGGAAGAAGCUGCAAUUGACGACCAGUCUAUUCUAGGCAAGCAUCUAGCAAAAGAGGUCGUUGAUGCACAACCAAAUCAGCCGGAAACUUGUUUGGAACCCGGCUCGGGAACUGCAACUGCAAAUCAAGAGCCUGUGGAGGUGGAAACCCAAACUGGAAAACAUAAUACGAAUCCAGAACCAGGAACAAGCACCACAAACGAUGUUGCUGAUGUGCCACGACCUACAACGGCUAGGAAACUGCCUCCCGGCUCCCCACCAAAGAAGCCUAUCGACCCCAGCCUGCUUCAGAGGAGGAAGAAGAGGAAGUGGACAGUGGAGGAAGAGACUGCUCUGUACAAUGGAGUGCAGCAGUUUGGCGUCGGCUCCUGGAAGGAGAUUCUCAGUUCUCGGCGCCAGAGCUUCAACAAUAGGACCGAGGUUGAUCUCAAAGACAAGUGGAGGAACAUGACGAGAUGGAAGAUUGAACGUUGA